GGGUCACUCAUUCUGACAGCUCCCUAAGAAACUGAGCAUUCACAGGGAAGCACACUGUGCCUGAGUACCUUUGGACUUCUGUGUGUUCUUUAGAGACCUAACACAGACAUGCUCGCCCUUCGACUGCUGCUUUGGGCUUGCUUGGCGUGGGGGACUUUAGGCAGGACAGCCAAUCUCAGAAAAGGCAAUGACCGGAAUGGCAGAUGCCUCUAUACUUUCACUGUGGCCAGUCCCAAUGAGGCCAGCUGUCCAGGAUCUGGAGAAGCCAAUCCAGCCAUCCAGGACCUCCAGAGAGAUAGCAGUGCUCAGAGAUCAGAGUUAGAAGCUGCCAAAAUCCGGCUCGGUGUCCUGGAGACCCUCGUGAAGCAACUGGGAGGGGAUGAAAUUCCAAAUCUCAUGCCUCCAGCUGUCCAGGAGAUGCAAAGAGAACUGGAAAACCUGAGAAGGGAGAAAACCAGCCUGGAGUCUGACUACAACAGAUUUCUUCAGGAAAAAGCUUCCCUGGAGAAGGAGAAAAGGCAACUAGAGAAUGAGAAUAAAAACCUGGCCAGGAGGCUGGCAAGCAGCCGGCAGGAGAUGGAGAUGUUGAGACUGGGCCAGUGUCCUCAAGUCGGGAGAAAAGAAACAGCAGCUGACAUUCCUCAGGGUCCCAAGGAAGUUUCUAAAUGGGAUAUGCAUAAUUCAGACUACCAAGAACUGAAAUCUGAAUUAACUGAGGUUCCUGCUUCUCACAUCUUCAAAGAGAGUUCAACCAAUCAUUCCAGUAAUAAGGAAUUGGGCAAUGGAUGUGGAGAACUCGUCUGGGUGGGUGAACCUAUCACUCUGAGAAAAGCCGAGACAAUUGCUGGCAAGUACGGUGUCUGGAUGAGAGACCCUGAGCCUGUGUUCCCCUAUACUCGGGAGACCACCUGGAGAGUUGACACAGUGGGCACAGAUGUUCGUCAGGUCUUUCAGUAUGAGCAUAUCAGCCAGUUCACCCAGGGCUAUCCUUCCAAAAUUCACGUGCUGGCUAUUCCAAUGGAGAGCACAGGUGCCGUGGUUUACCGUGGAGCCCUCUAUUACCAGAAACAUACAUCUAGAACCGUGAUCAAGUAUGAACUGAAAACUGAAAGUGUGAAGGCUCAAAAGGAGAUUCCCAAUGCUGGUUAUCACGGACAGUUCCCUUAUUCUUGGGGCGGCUAUACAGACAUUGACUUGGCUGUGGAUGAAACGGGACUAUGGGUCAUCUACAGCACAGAAGCAGCCAAGGGAGCGAUCGUCCUUUCCAAAAUGAAUCCAGACACACUAGAACUCGAGCAAACCUGGGAGACCAACAUUCGAAAGCAAUCAGUGGCAAACUCAUUCAUAAUCUGUGGCACCCUAUACACUGUCAGCAGCUAUUCUACAGCUGACACCAUCAUCAACCUGGCUUAUGAUACCAGUUCCAGGAGCAGCAAGGCUCUGACCAUCCCAUUCAAGAACCAGUAUAAAUACAGCAGCAUGAUUGAUUACAAUCCUGCAGAGAAGAAGAUUUUCUCAUGGGAUAACUUCAACAUGGUGGAAUACGACAUAAGGCUUUCUCAGAUGUGAAACACAUCAGAACUAUCUCCUAGGAAAGAGAGGAAGAUGCUAUCCUCUAGAUUAACUAGGAACUCAAGGACAGGGGAGGAGGUAGAGCGGAAAGCAAGCCGUUCCAUGCGUAUCCUGGUUUUUUAUGCUUUUCCUGUUUUUAUAAACUCAGGAAAAAAUCGUCUUUUCAUAAUACUUGGCUCUGAAGUAGUAAAAUUUUUUUGAUAGGGGAAUGAAGGAAGAGAGGGAAAGAAGGGUAAGAAGGUGGAUAUAGUCUAAAGUGUUGAUUGAAUACACAAUAGGUUCUGCUUACAAGCCACAUUUUUAUAAAGAAUACCAAAUGGUUGAAGAACCAUACCUUUGGAGGGCUUCCUGAGAAAAGUCAUAGGGGAAGAAGCUGAUUGUUGACAAGUGGUUUAAGCUAUUCCACUGCACUGGGUGGUGGCUUUGUAAGUCCAUUAGCAUGGAUUCUUCCUUCAUGAAUGGAAUUAUAUCACUCUAUAUUUUCUCAUUCUGCUUGAUUUUCACUCAUGUUUUCUCAUAAAUUUAUCACCAAAGACCUGCCUGACUUGCUGAGGAGGGGUGGGAGUAUUCCACUAUGAUUUUAAUUUCUCGGGGUUUGUGACAGGAAGCCAGUGAUUCAGAAUGAAGAGAAGCAUCCUAGUGCCUAUGCUGGGCUUGCAUUCAGAGACGAUGUAUUCAUAAGAGUUAGUUCCUACUGUCUCACUUGUAUCCAUUUGAUGCCUUUUUGAAUAAACAUGUUGCAAAAUGUUCACAUUUAAA
Molecule: messenger RNA, 2331 nt
Organism: Antechinus flavipes (yellow-footed antechinus)
Lineage: Eukaryota; Metazoa; Chordata; Mammalia; Dasyuromorphia; Dasyuridae
Gene: MYOC
Product: myocilin
Exons: 3
Coding region: 109-1569 (486 amino acids)
Biological process (GO): osteoblast differentiation; signal transduction
Cellular component (GO): Golgi apparatus
Source: RefSeq, a predicted model, not a curated record